Molecule: messenger RNA, 5246 nt
Organism: Choloepus didactylus (southern two-toed sloth)
Lineage: Eukaryota; Metazoa; Chordata; Mammalia; Pilosa; Megalonychidae
Gene: THBS1
Product: thrombospondin 1
Exons: 22
Coding region: 220-3732 (1170 amino acids)
Biological process (GO): negative regulation of angiogenesis; cell adhesion
Cellular component (GO): extracellular region
Molecular function (GO): protein binding; calcium ion binding
Source: RefSeq, a predicted model, not a curated record
CUCGCCAGCCGCUGCACCCGAACCUGGCCGCGACUGAGGGGCUCCUGCGGACUCUCCCGGUGCAGUCUCCGACUCCUGCCUCGGCCUCCUCGGCCACGCCGCCCGCCCCAGCGCCUCUCUCCAGGGCCCUGCGCCGCUCUCCGCUCCCUGCGCCCCCGCUCUCCGCCGCUGCACCGGCGCCCACACAGGCUCCCCCGCUGGGCACAAACCAGCUCCACCAUGGGGCUGGCCUGGGGACUCGGUGUCCUGCUCUUGUUGCAAGUGUGUGGCACCAACCGUAUUCCAGAGUCUCGGGGAGACAACAGCGUGUUUGACAUCUUUGAACUCACCGGGGCUGCCCGCAAGGGCUCUGGGCGUCGACUGGUAAAGGGCCCUGACCCUUCCAGCCCAGCUUUCCGCAUUGAGGAUGCCAACCUGAUCCCCCCUGUGCCUGAUGACAAGUUCCAAGACCUAGUGGAUGCUGUGCGGACAGAGAAAGGUUUCCUGCUCCUGGCCUCCCUGAGGCAGAUGAAGAAGACUCGAGGCACACUGCUGGCCCUGGAGCGGAAAGACCACUCUGGCCAGGUCUUCAGCGUGGUCUCCAAUGGCAAGGCAGGCACCCUGGACCUGAGCCUGACCGUGCAGGGGAAGCAGCAAGUGGUGUCAGUGGAAGACGUGCUCCUGGCGACCGGCCAGUGGAAGAGCAUCACCCUGUUUGUGCAGGAGGACAGGGCCCAGCUCUAUAUUGACUGUGAGAAGAUGGAGAAUGCUGAGCUGGACGUCCCCAUCCAAAGCAUCUUCACCAGGGACCUGGCCAGCAUCGCAAGACUCCGCAUCGCAAAGGGAGGUGCCAAUGACAAUUUCCAGGGGGUGCUGCAGAAUGUGAGGUUUGUCUUUGGGACCACGCCAGAAGACAUCCUCAGGAACAAAGGCUGCUCCAGCUCUACCAAUGUCCUCCUCACCCUCGACAACAACGUGGUAAAUAGUUCCAGCCCUGCCAUCCGCACUAACUACAUUGGCCACAAAACAAAAGAUCUGCAAGCCAUCUGUGGCAUCUCCUGUGCCGAGCUGUCCAACAUGGUCCUGGAGCUCAGAGGCCUGCGUACCAUCGUGACCACGCUUCAGGACAGCAUCCGCAAAGUGACUGAAGAGAACAAAGAGUUGGCCAUUGAACUAAGAAGACCUCCCCUCUGCCAUCACAACGGCCUUCAAUAUAGGAAUAAUGAUAAAUGGACUGUUGAUAGCUGCACUGAAUGCCACUGCCAGAACUCGGUUACCAUCUGCAAAAAAGUGUCUUGCCCCAUUAUGCCCUGCUCCAAUGCCACAGUGCCUGAUGGAGAAUGCUGCCCACGGUGUUGGCCCAGCGAUUCUGCAGAUGAUAGCUGGUCUCCAUGGUCCGAGUGGACCUCCUGCUCCACGACAUGUGGCAAUGGAAUCCAGCAGCGUGGCCGCUCCUGCGACAGCCUCAACAAUCGAUGCGAGGGCUCCUCGGUUCAGACACGGACCUGCAACAUUCAGGAAUGUGAUAAGAGAUUUAAACAGGAUGGUGGCUGGAGCCACUGGUCCCCCUGGUCAUCUUGUUCUGUGACUUGUGGUGACGGUGUGAUCACAAGGAUCCGGCUCUGCAACUCUCCCAGUCCCCAGAUGGAUGGGAAACCAUGCCAAGGUGAAGCACGGGAGACCAAGGCCUGCAAGAAGGAUGCCUGCCCAAUCAAUGGAGGCUGGGGUCCCUGGUCACUUUGGGACAUCUGUUCUGUCACCUGUGGAGGAGGAGUGCAGCAACGUAGCCGGCUUUGCGACAACCCCACACCCCAGUUUGGAGGCAAGGACUGUAUUGGUGAUGUGACGGAAAACCAGAUCUGCAACAAGCAGGAUUGUCCAGUUGAUGGAUGUCUGUCCAACCCCUGUUUUGCUGGUACCAAGUGUACCAGCUUCCCCGACGGCAGCUGGAAAUGUGGUGCUUGCCCCCCUGGUUAUAGAGGAAACGGCACCCACUGCCAAGAUGUUGAUGAGUGCAAACUAGUGCCUGAUGCCUGCUUCCACCAUAAUGGAGAACACAGGUGUAAGAACUCAGACCCUGGCUACCACUGCCUGCCCUGCCCACCUCGCUUCACUGGCUCGCAGCCCUUUGGUCAGGGUGUUCAACAUGCCACUGCCAACAAACAGGUGUGCAAGCCCCGCAACCCCUGCACGGACGGGACACAUGACUGCAACAAGAACGCCAUGUGCAACUAUCUCAGCCCUUACAGCGACCCCAUGUACCGCUGCGAGUGCAAGCCUGGCUAUGCUGGGAAUGGCAUCAUCUGUGGGGAGGACACAGACCUGGACGGCUGGCCCAAUGAAGACCUGAUCUGUGUGGCCAAUGCAACUUACCACUGCAAAAAGGAUAAUUGCCCCAACCUUCCCAACUCAGGGCAGGAAGACUACGACAAAGAUGGAAUUGGUGAUGCCUGUGAUGAUGAUGAUGACAAUGAUAAAAUUCCAGAUGUUUCGGACAACUGCCCAUUCCAUUACAACCCAGCCCAGUAUGACUAUGACAGAGAUGAGGUGGGAGACCGCUGUGACAACUGCCCCUACGACAGCAACACAGAUCAGGCUGACACAGACAACAAUGGGGAAGGAGAUGCCUGUGCUGCAGACAUUGAUGGGGAUGGUAUCCUCAAUGAAAGAGACAACUGCCAGUAUGUGCACAACGUUGACCAGAGGGAUACUGAUAUGGAUGGGGUUGGAGAUCAGUGUGAUAACUGCCCCCUGGAACACAAUCCGGAUCAGCUGGACUCUGACUCAGACCUCAUUGGAGACACCUGUGACAACAAUCAGGAUAUUGAUGAAGAUGGCCACCAGAACAACCUGGACAACUGUCCCUAUGUGGCCAACGCCAACCAGGCCGACCAUGACAAAGAUGGCAAGGGUGACGCCUGUGACCCCGAUGAUGACAAUGACGGAAUUCCUGACAACAGGGACAACUGCAGGCUUGUGCCCAAUCCUGACCAGAAGGACUCUGAUGGUGAUGGUCGAGGUGAUGCUUGCAAAGAUGAUUUUGACCAUGACAGUGUGCCAGACAUUGAUGACAUCUGUCCUGAGAAUGUUGAUAUCAGUGAGACAGAUUUCCGCCGAUUCCAGAUGAUUCCUCUAGAUCCUACAGGGACAUCCCAAAAUGAUCCUAACUGGGUUGUGCGCCAUCAGGGUAAAGAACUCGUCCAGACUGUUAACUGUGAUCCGGGGCUUGCUGUCGGUUACGAUGAGUUCAAUGCUGUGGACUUCAGUGGCACGUUCUUUAUCAACACUGAGAGGGAUGACGACUAUGCCGGAUUUGUGUUUGGCUACCAGUCCAGCAGCCGCUUCUAUGUUGUGAUGUGGAAGCAGGUCACCCAGUCCUACUGGGACAGCAAGCCCACGAUGGCUCAGGGGUACUCAGGUCUUUCUGUGAAAGUUGUGAACUCCACCACAGGGCCUGGUGAGCACCUGCGGAAUGCUCUGUGGCACACAGGAGACACCCCCGGCCAGGUGAGAACCCUGUGGCAUGAUCCUCGUAAAGUUGGCUGGAAAGAUUUCACCGCCUACAGAUGGCGUCUCAGCCACAGGCCAAAGACAGGCUUCAUUAGAGUGGUGAUGCAUGAAGGGAAGAAACUCAUGGCUGACUCAGGCCCCAUCUAUGACCAAACCUAUGCUGGUGGCCGGCUAGGGUUGUUUGUCUUCUCUCAAGAAAUGGUGUUCUUCUCUGACCUGAAAUACGAAUGCAGAGAUUCCUAAUCAUCAACCUGUCAAUCAGAAAACUGAUCAUAACCAAUGCUAGUAUUGCACCUUCUGGCACCGUGGGCUUGAGAAAACCCCCAGGAUCACUCCUCCCUGCCUUCCUCUUCUCUCUGCUUGCAUCAGCAUGGACUCCUAGAACAUGUGAGCUGCCUCAAGAAAAUGCAGUUUUCAAAACCAGACUCAGCCUUUAGCCUCCAAUGAAUGAGAAGACAUCUUCUAAAAAUAUAAACAAUUACUUUCAGUUUGCUUUUGAAAAAGUAAAAGCAUCUCCUAAUUUUGGUUGGAAAAGUGCCUGCUCUCUGCUUCUGUCACAGGGCAGGAUGCUAUUGUAAGGCCAUCUCUGAGCAGUGGACUCAAAAGCAUUUUCAGGCAUGUGAGAGAAGGGGGGACUCUUUAGAAUGAGCAAACAAAACCAUCCCUGACUUACUCCCUCAGGAAUAGGGGGAGCACAAGGGGGGCGUGGUGGGGGUAUGUACCCAAGAGACGAUUGUAUAAAGAAAAUAUGGAGGAACUGUUACAUGUUUGGUACUAAAUCAUUUUCAGGGGAUUGAAAAAACUAUUGCUGGAUUUCAUGAUGCUGACCAGUUGUUAGCUGAUUAACCCAUGUUAAUAGGCACUUAAAUAGAAGCAGGAAGGGAGGGGAAAGACUGGCUUCUGGACUUUCUCCCUGCCCCCCAGCCCUUACAUAUCACCUGCAGUGGCCAGAGUAGGGACUCAGAAUUUAACCAGUGUAAGGCAGUGCUGGCUGCCAUUGCCUGGUCACAAUGAAAUUGUUGGUUUUAUUCCAGAUGUAGCUUGUGCGGAUGUAGCAGGAAAAUCGGGAAACCUACCAUCUCAGUGAGCAUGCACUGCCUCCCAAAGGAGGGGCAGCUGUGCUUAUAUUUUUAUGGUUAGAAAGGCACAAAAUUAUUAUCAACUUAACUAAAACAUUCCUUUUCUCUCUUUUUUCCUGAGUAUCAUGGAGUCUUCCAAUUCUCUCUUUUGGACUGUAGAUUUUUUUUUUUUUUUAACAAAUGCUUUACGAUGUAGAAUAUUUAUUUUUUAGCUAUUCUGGAGGAUCUGACUGAAGGACUAUUCAUGGAACAAGAAGAACCAUAAGGACUAUCCAUAUCAUCUUUGUUAAGAGUCUUCAUGACUGUAAGAUUGUAAAUACAAAUUAUUUAUUAACUCUGUUCUACCUGGAAUUUAGGCUUCAUAUGGAAAAUGUUUGAGAUCAGGUAGUUGAGAUUUGUCAGCAAAUCUUCCCUAAGGAUGGCACAAGAAAAGCAGCAACCAGGGCUGCUCAUUACUUUGUGCUUAGAGUGAAUGGUUUGGGAUUUUUCUUUGCUUUGUUUGUUAUGUCUUUCCAAGUUGAAUUAGUUGAUUGUACAUUUGCAAGUAUUUUUAGUUUGCAAAGAAAGCCAUGAGGCCUUUACAUACCGUUUUAUCCCCAACCCUUGUGCCUAUUUCCAGAGAGAGAAAAGCAUAUUACUUUUUGUUUUUUCAUUUCUCCAAAAAAGAAAAAAAAAUAA